AUGGCUAAGAACCUCCUGGCCAAGGACCAGUUUGUCAAGCUGAUUGUCGGCGCCGGCCAGGCCUCGCCCAGCCCGCCCGUCGGUCCUGCUCUGGGUAGUAAGGGUGUCAAGAGCAUGGACUUCUGCAAGGAAUUCAACGCACGUACUGCCCACAUCAACCCUGGAGUCCCCAUCCCGGCGCGCGUCACUGUUCGUCCCGAUCGGUCCUUCACCUUUGAUCUCCGCACCCCGACCACCACCUAUCUCUUGCUCAAUGCCGCCAAUGUAGAGCCCCGGAAGAACCGUCUGCGCGGCGCCAUGAAUCCCGGCCACGAAACUUGCGGCAAGAUCUCGCUCAAGCACGUCUACGAAAUCGCCCAGAUCAAGCACAGCGAGACGCGGUUAUCGGGAUUGAGCCUGCAGGGGUUGUGCAAGAGUGUCAUCUCGCAGGCCAAGUCCAUUGGCAUCCAGGUUGUUCCAUGA
Messenger RNA from Penicillium maclennaniae, 462 nucleotides. RefSeq names its product mitochondrial 54S ribosomal protein uL11m. Lineage: Eukaryota; Fungi; Ascomycota; Eurotiomycetes; Eurotiales; Aspergillaceae. Gene Ontology annotation, cellular component: ribosome; mitochondrial large ribosomal subunit. Gene Ontology annotation, biological process: translation. The transcript is spliced from 2 exons. Gene Ontology annotation, molecular function: structural constituent of ribosome; large ribosomal subunit rRNA binding. Bases 1 to 462 code for a protein of 153 amino acids. The record is from RefSeq and is a predicted model, not a curated record.